Molecule: messenger RNA, 1305 nt
Organism: Hypomesus transpacificus
Lineage: Eukaryota; Metazoa; Chordata; Actinopteri; Osmeriformes; Osmeridae
Gene: lim2.2
Product: lens intrinsic membrane protein 2.2
Exons: 4
Coding region: 338-862 (174 amino acids)
Cellular component (GO): plasma membrane
Molecular function (GO): structural constituent of eye lens
Source: RefSeq, a predicted model, not a curated record
UGACCAUAGUGUGUGGGUGGGAGCCAGGCUCCAGUGAAACGGUGGUAUUUAUAUUUAGGUGUCCAAGUUGUGUUUUUAGAGUCAAUCCCCUGUUCCAAGGUAGUAGAUAUAUUUGCUAUCAUGUGGUUUAUUAGUUUCUUGGCUUUAGGGGAAUACAUUUCUACAGAAUAAGCUGACCUUAGUUUUCCUGGGAGGACAGUUCACAUUCAUGGUAAUUUUGAUCCAGGAGACAGAAUCAAGACUAAACGUGAACAGUGUCUCUUUCUCAUGUAUCUCUCUCUCUCUCCCCCAGCUGUGGUGCAUUUAGGAGGACUGCGCUAUCCCAGGAUUCUCCUUGAUGUUGUACACUUUAGCAGGAGGCGGCACCCUCUGCGGGGUGGCCGCCCUUGUGCUUCUCAUCGUCUCCACGGCGACUGACUUCUGGAUGCAGUACCGCUACUCCGGCAGCUCAGCCAACCAGGGCCUCUGGAGGUUUUGCAUAAAUCACAAGUGCCACGCCCACACCGUCACCGUGGCCUUCUGGGAUGCCACGCGGGCCUUCAUGCUGCUGGCUGUGCUGAGCUGCUUCGCCGGCGUGGUCCUGGGGCUGAGCGCCUUCGCCAACGGCACCAACAGCAGGAGGGUACGGACCGGGGGCAUCGCGUUGCUCCUGUCAGGUUUCCUCGCCCUGCUGGCCCUGUCAGUCUACACUGGGGUGACGGUCACCUUCUUUGGCAAGCGCUUCCUCGACUGGCGUUUCUCCUGGUCCUACAUCCUGGGCUGGGUAGCCAUCCUUUUCUCCUUUGCUGCAGGUAUGUUCCAGCUCUGUGCCUACCAGAAGACCGUUGCAGAACCAGCCCCUCCCAACAUCCCCGACAGCUAAGAUGGAGACGUCUACCUACACAGAACCACCACAGCUACUCACCCGGAGCCUGAUGUCCCCACUGGCUACCCUCGUACUAGGACCAGGACAUAGGAACUGGUUCCAAGACCACAGGGUCCUGGAGAAUGUGCUGAAUAGAAUAAAAUGGUCGUCUUGGAGUUGUGCUUGGUUUCGCUUGCUUAAAAUGGAUGUAUAACUUGCAGUGUAUUUGAAAGAUUUUUUCCAUGCACUACAUAUAAUUGCCUCCAGGUGGCGGUCUUGUAUCACAGACAUGUUUCAUAAAGACAACUGGCCACUGCUGUGACACUGGCUAAUAAUACACAUUAGAGUACAGUUGAGUCCAACAAACUUCAACUCAGUCGACACGUUGCUUGGCCUUGACCUAUGGCUUGCAAUAUAUAAUCUAUUACCUGAACUAAGGAACUGCUUACAAAAGGUUUUUG